AUGAGCACGAGCAAGCAGCGGCUGGAGGAGGAGGGGGGAGUGACGUUGCCUGCUCGUCCUCACACGGUCAGCAAGGGAGGGGAAAGCGAAAGACAAGGACAAGCAGAUUCUGACAGCAGGACCGGCAGCAGCAGCACGCAGCAGCAGCAGCAGCAGAAGCAGAAGCAGCAGCAGCAGCAGCAGCAGCAGCAGCAGCAGCAGCAGCAGCAGCAGCAGCAGCAGCAGCAGCAGCAGCAGCAGCAGCAGCAGCAGCAGCAGCAGCAGCAGCAGCAGCAGCAGCAGCAGCAGCAGCAGCUGAUAGAUCGGCAGGUGCUCGGACUGGUUAUCGGCUGCUCUCCCUGUAGGAUACAUGACCCGCGCGUGUCUCCUCGGCUGCCUCGUCCUCUCUCGAGUCUCAGCCAGGAGGAGGUGGACGGAAGGAGAGCGACGAGAUUCAUCGUCGCGAUCCCUCAGGACAAGAGCGGCGCAAACACACAAAGCACAAGACCCUUGUUGCUGUGUGCUCUAUGCCUGACGGUUUUGCUUAUUCCUGCCCUGUCGGCCAUUCGUCGAGGAGGCAGAUUUAUUCCCCUCUCCAAGGGAGCUGAUAAACCUGGCCUCCGGCCCAUUGUCAUCGUGUCCGCACACCGUCGACUCGCGACGAAGCUUGCGUUGGCAGGGAUUCGCUCAUUUCUUGACCAGCACUUCCUCUCGUCUCACCCUCGAGCGAUUCAGUUCGGACUCGAUCAAGACGGCUGUUUGAAGUUCUCGCAAACCGCGUCAGCGCUCCUGCCUCUUCAUGCUCGCGGUGAUGAGGAGGACGUCGCGAACCCCACAGUGCUGGUGAGUUUGGAUGCAAAGAACGCCUUCAACUCCCUCGACCGCCAGGCUCUCUUCGACACAAUCGAGGAACGUGCGAGUCGCGACUACUUUGAUGGGCGCAUCAAUGAAGGCGCAAGCUUGCCCUCUUGCGAGCCUCUCCGUUUGUUCGCCUCCUACCUCUCCAGCUACUAUGGAGACUCUGCUGAGCUUUGCGGCGGCGGCGGACGUCUCGACUGA
Messenger RNA from Guillardia theta CCMP2712, 1038 nucleotides. RefSeq lists its product as hypothetical. The record is from RefSeq and is a predicted model, not a curated record. Lineage: Eukaryota; Cryptophyceae; Pyrenomonadales; Geminigeraceae. The transcript is spliced from 2 exons. The coding region runs from base 1 to 1038 and encodes 345 amino acids.